Molecule: messenger RNA, 771 nt
Organism: Pieris brassicae (large cabbage white)
Lineage: Eukaryota; Metazoa; Arthropoda; Insecta; Lepidoptera; Pieridae
Exons: 2
Coding region: 89-421 (110 amino acids)
Source: RefSeq, a predicted model, not a curated record
CGCUUAAUCACUGUUUCUACAUAAAUUGAGUCUUCAAUACGUUCUUCAGUAGUUUGCAUCUUAUACGUGACAUAAAAGAUUUGCCACGAUGAGAUUUUUAUUACUUCUAAGUUUUGUUUUAUUAGUGACUUUAUCAUCAUGUUUUGCCGGUGAUUUGAUACUCGGUACAAGCUACAAUGGAAGGCUGGUGUGGCAACAGAAGGCUGAAUAUAUGGCUAUACCGUUUAAGAAGAGGGUAAAAGAAAUCUUUUAUUCCGAUCCGGGACAACAAAUAAUAAAAGGAAUAAUUGCAAGAGACUUGGACCACUCCGAAGCUUUGGCCACGGUUACGGCGGGAGGAGUAGGAUCUUCAUUUGCUAACAUCCGACUAAAGAGCUCCCGCGGUAGCAGCUUAAAUUAUCAAAUUGAAUUUUAUGUUUAAUGUAAAACAUUCUGUAAUAACGUAGAUAUUAUACUAAUAUCAUAAUUUUAAGUAGUUUUUGUUUUAAUACUAACAAUUCAUAUUCAGAAAUACAGUUCAUCCAAGCAGUGCUAUAUGUUGUUCUAUAAUUUUGAAGGAUUAUAAAUUUUGUAUAUAGUAUCAAUUUUCUCAACCGGUAUAGUAAUUGUUAUAUAUAAAAACGGAUACUUAGAUAACUAAAACGAAUUGAAUUUGUUCUAUUAUAUCUAAUAACACCGAAAAAACAACGAGUUUCAAAGGCAUUGUUAUCAAAUGCUUUGAGAUUAUAUCACCGAAAACUGUCACAAUAAAAAACUAAAGUAAAGUCCAUA